Eruca vesicaria subsp. sativa (arugula) is the source of this 198-nucleotide messenger RNA. Lineage: Eukaryota; Viridiplantae; Streptophyta; Magnoliopsida; Brassicales; Brassicaceae. The record is from the annotation of a GenBank genome assembly.
AUGGCAUCUUUCUUCACCGGAGUUGCAUCUGCUUCUUCUAUCGGCCUCUCUUUUCUCUAUAAUGAUUACAAAAUCGUUCGCGGGUCAAUUUCUCUCCAGACAAAGGUUUUUCCUGACUUGAUGGACACAAGGAUCUCUACUCUUGAAAGCUUGAGACAAACUGAAGCUCCUCGGCUUCCUCAGACAACAAUUGAUUAG